This is a messenger RNA of Pogona vitticeps (central bearded dragon), 4035 nucleotides long. RefSeq names its product semaphorin 5A (gene SEMA5A). Gene Ontology annotation, molecular function: chemorepellent activity; semaphorin receptor binding. Gene Ontology annotation, cellular component: plasma membrane. Gene Ontology annotation, biological process: positive regulation of cell migration; axon guidance; neural crest cell migration. Lineage: Eukaryota; Metazoa; Chordata; Lepidosauria; Squamata; Agamidae. The record is from RefSeq and is a predicted model, not a curated record.
CGAGCGGCUGACGAUCAGGAAGGCAGCCUGUACUCCGGGGCGCUCCGCUCCCGUUUUCGGACGUGCCUUUGGUAGAUAAAUCGACGCGCGCGUCGCCCCCCCCCGCCAUGGUGGUCCUGCUGGGAUCCUUUUCGCACCUUAAUACAAGAAGACAUACUGGCUGAAGGAGAUGUGACCUGUGCCAAGGAAGACAUGGCCAAUAUGCAGGACGGCAUUCUAAUGGCAGUGGUGGUCACAGGUCUUGGAAUGUUGUGUCUGGGAAGUUUAACAGCAGAGGAUUCCCAGUGCCUGCGGGUUAAGCACCCUGUUGUUACGAGUGAAGAUAUUGCUCCCUGGUUACACGUAUUCAGAGCAGAAAAUGCAGUUGACUUCUCUCAGAUAACGUUUGACCCAAGACAGAAAGAAAUUAUUGUUGGAGCAAGAAAUUACCUCUUCAGGCUGCAUAGUGAAGAUCUUUCUCUAAUCCAGGGUGUGGAGUGGCACUGUGAUGAUGCUACUGUAAAAGCCUGUUACAGUAAAGGCAAAUCAGAGGAGGAGUGCCAGAAUUAUAUUCGUGUUCUCCUUAUUGGUGGAGACCGGCUCUUUGCCUGUGGAACUAAUGCAUUUACACCCAUUUGUACUAAUCGAACGCUAAGUAACCUGGAAGAGGUACAUGAUCAGAUAAGUGGCAUGGCCCGUUGUCCAUAUAGUCCACAGCACAACUCCACAGCUCUCCUAGCAAGUACUGGUGAGCUAUAUGCAGCGACAGUCAUGGACUUUCCAGGGAGGGAUCCGGCCAUUUAUCGCAGCUUGGGUGUUCUUCCUCCUCUCCGGACUGCACAGUACAACUCUAAGUGGCUCAAUGAGCCAAAUUUUGUGUCUUCCUAUGACAUUGGAAACUUCAUCUAUUUCUUCUUCCGAGAGAAUGCGGUGGAACAUGACUGUGGGAAAAUAGUAUUUUCUCGGGCUGCUCGAGUUUGUAAGAAUGACAUUGGAGGCAGGUUUUUGCUAGAAGACACCUGGACCACCUUCAUGAAAGCUCGUUUGAACUGUUCCCUCCCUGGCGAAAUUCCAUUUUACUACAAUGAAUUACAGAGUACGUUCUUCCUGCCAGAACUGGACUUAAUCUACGGGAUCUUUACCACUAAUGUGAACAGCAUAGCAGUUUCAGCUGUUUGUGUAUUCAACAUGACAGCAAUAACACAAGUCUUCAACGGACCAUUCAAGUACCAGGAGAAUUCUCGGUCUGCCUGGCUGCCUUAUCCCAACCCAAACCCUAAUUUCCAGUGUGGCACCACAGACCAAGGGCUGUAUCUGAAUCUGACAGAGAGGAAUCUCCAAGACGCCCAAAAAUUUAUUUUGAUGCAUGAAGUGAUCCAGCCUAUCACACCAGUUCCGUACUUCAUGGAGGACAACAGCCGGUUUUCCCAUGUGGUUGUGGAUGUAGUACAAGGCAAAGACAUGCUUUUUCAUGUCAUUUAUUUAGCCACAGAUCAUGGCACAAUUAAGAAGGUACUUGCUCCAAUUAAUCAAACAUCAAGCAGCUGCUUGCUGGAGGAAAUUGAUAUCUUUCCAAAGCAGCAGUGGGAGCCCAUCAGGAGUCUGCAGAUUUUACACAGUCAGAGUGCUCUGUAUGUGGGCCUUCAAAGAAGUGUAGUGAAGAUCCCACUGAAGAGAUGUCUGUUCUACAAAAUACACAGUGCAUGUGUUGGAUCCCAGGAUCCUUACUGUGGCUGGGACCUGGUGCUGAAGAAGUGCACGCCACUGGAAGAAAGCUUGAGCAUGAGUCAGUGGGAGCAAAGCAUUUCUGUGUGCCCAAAAAGGAAUUUGACGGUGGAUGGCCAUUUCGGAACUUGGUCAGGGUGGAAGUCUUGCACACAUAUAGAUGGCCCCAACAUAGGCUUUUGCCUCUGCAGAACACGCUCCUGUGACAACCCCGUUCCACGAUGUGGAGGGCACCAGUGUGAAGGGACAAGUAUAGAGAUUGUCAACUGCUCUAGAAAUGGAGGUUGGACUCCCUGGACAUCGUGGUCUCCUUGCAGCACCUCCUGCGGAAUCGGCUUUCAAGUCCGCCAGCGCUCCUGCAGUAACCCGAGUCCUCGGCAUGGAGGCCGGGUCUGUGUGGGGCAGAACCGUGAAGAAAGGUAUUGCAAUGAACAUUUGCUAUGUUCUCCGCACAUGUUUUGGACCACCUGGGGUGCAUGGGAACGUUGUACGGCCCAAUGCGGAGGAGGGAUUCAGGCCCGCCACAGAGCUUGUGAGAAUGGCCCUGACUGUCCCGGUUGUAGUGUUGAGUUUCAGGCUUGCAAUACCAGCCCCUGUCCAGAGUUGAAAAAAACCACACCUUGGACACCAUGGAGUCCUGUGAACAUCUCUGACAACGGUGGCCAUUAUGAACAACGUUUUCGAUACACAUGCAAGGCCCGGCUGCCUGAUGCCAGUUUGCUAGAUGUGGGAAGGCAGAGGAUUGAAAUGCGUUACUGCUCCAGUGAUGGUUCUACAGGAUGCUCCACAGAUGGUGAUUUUGUGCAUUCUGGGCGGUAUGCUACUCAUACCAUCAAUGGUGCCUGGUCCCCGUGGUCUCCAUGGUCUCAGUGCAGCCGUGACUGCAGCAGAGGCAUUCGCAACCGCAAGCGUAUUUGCAACAACCCUGAGCCAAAGUAUGGAGGGCUACCGUGCCUGGGACCAUCCCUUGAAUACCAAGAAUGCAACAUUCUUCCAUGCCCUGUUGACGGAGGUUGGUCUUGCUGGUCAUCAUGGUCUAAGUGCUCCACUACGUGUGGGAGUGGACAUUACAUGAGGACCCGUUCGUGCACAAACCCAACUCCAGCCUACGGAGGCGAUAUCUGUCUAGGGCUCCACACGGAGGAAGCCCUCUGCAAUACACAACAGUGCCCAGACAGCUGGUCUGAUUGGUCAGAGUGGUCCGCCUGCGAUUCAUCUGGAGUUCAGUUCCGCACCCGUCAGUGUAAUGUUCUAUUUCCAGUGGGCCACCAGUGCACUGGAAAUACCACAGAAAGUCAAUUGUGCGUUUCUGAUUCCAAUUUUAUACCAGAUAUAACAAUAGCAAGAACGAGCAGCAUGAAAGAAAAACGAUGUGGCGAGUUCAACACGUUCCACAUGACUGCUGUGGGGCUGAGCAGCUCUAUUCUUGGGUGCCUUUUGACUCUGCUGGUUUACACGUACUGCCAGCGGUAUCAGCAGCAGUCGCACGAUGCCACCGUCAUCCACCCAGUGUCUCCUGCUCCUCUUAAUACCAAUAUUACCAAUCAUAUCAACAAGCUGGACAAGUACGAUUCUGUAGAAGCCAUCAAGGCAUUUAACAAAAAUAAUCUGAUCCUGGAAGAACAAAACAAGUAUUUUAAUCCACAUCUUUCUGCAAAAGCAUAUUCCAAUGCUUAUUUUACAGAUCUGAAUCACUAUGAUGAGUAUUAAACGGAUCUCUUCAGGAAUGGCAUUUGUCUCCAGGACCUAAAUCUUCAGAGCACACUCCAGUUUGCUAGUGAGAUGCUAUUGCCAACCUCUGGAGCACAAUACUGGGCAAAAAGCUCCCUUUCUGAAAAUGCAGUGCAACAUUUGUACUGUAUAAAUUACACUUGGACUGGUAAACAAGAUGUGGGUGGUUCUGUCUACAUCAGUCCCUUUGGGACAAUUCCCUGCUUUGCUUUGAAUCGUUGUGACUUCUAAUUUCUCAGAAGUAUCAGAGGCUGCCUAGGGACUGCUGUCUUCUUUGCCGAGGAGGAAACAUUCCUGCGUAAGUGGGAAGGAGGCUUCUCCACUGCCAGUGCUGCCAAAAAUAAAAAGGGCAAGAGAUUAAUGAAUGAAACGACACCAGUCAUUUGGCAGCAAGCCCUAAAAACUUGACCCUCCAUUUCAGGCCAGUGAUACCUUCUGGGCCAGAUGCUUGAGUCAUAAAAUUGUUUUAAAUCUUGAAGAAAAUGAGAGUAUAUUAUGGCAGGACUUGAAGCCACCUGUUGUGCAAGCAAUGUUAUAUUGAGCAGGUGCUGCAGAGAGGGAGAGAGACAUUAAGGGAUGGAAUAAAUCCAGAAACAUGCA